AUGGCGCUCACUGGGGCCACAGCGGUCUGCCGCGAUGACGCAGCGGAUCCCCGGCUUCUGGGCCGGCGCAGUGUCAGCGGCAAAAAACAAUUCGAGCAGAAGUUCCGCCUCGAGGAGCUGGCGCAAGAAGGGCGGAAGGCUGCCGGGAGCGGGAAGGUGGAGGAAGCGGUGCAGGCCGGCUGGGCCACCUUGGUUCAGACGGUGAAAGUCCGGGAGACCAAAAGCAGGGACUCGAAGGUGGUCGGUCUCUUGCCCGAGGGUCGUCUCGUCAAAAUCUCGAAGCUUUGUUCCAAGUCCGCCCUUCUGGAAGAGCCAGUGGUGGGCUGGAUAACACUGUGCAAGGGGGGUGCCGUACUUCGGCAAGACCCAGCACAAAAGCAGCCGGAGAGCUCGGCGACCAUGUGGGCCGUUGCCAACGUGAUGGCCCGGUAUGGGGCCACGCCAACGCUGGCGAGUGCCACGCCGGGUAGCAGCACAGACGUGCAGGAAUUGGAGUUGGAGACAGAUGCCGCGGUUGCCGUGACGGUCCAGGCAGUCGAGACGCCAGCUUCUGAGAAGAAGCCUUUCCAUUUCUUGCCGUCGGUGGGGACCUGGCUCUCCGCCGCUGUCGCACCGCAAACAGGACUGCUGCCAUCUACACGGAGGGCGACCUCCAACACAGACAUGGCUCCUGCAUCGUUUGCCCUGGAUUUUUUGGUAGCGCAAGAAAUCAUCGACCAGGUUGCCGUGACGCCAUUCCGGCAGUUGCCAUCCGUUGGCACCUGGCUCUCUGCGUUCACCCCGCGGAACAUCAGCGAAGAGCAACUUGGACGGCAGGGCGACCAGAUUGUUUCGCUGCUUCGCCCCGUGGUGCAGCGGAGGCCACUAUCUUCUUCACGGAGGGCAGCCUCGAGGACAGAUGCGAUUCAGGAGAGUUCUGAGUGUGGGAGCUUCUGGGUGACGCUGCAGCGGGCGCUCCGUGAGAUGUGCUGUGUCGGUCGCUGA
This is a messenger RNA of Symbiodinium sp. CCMP2592, 984 nucleotides long. NCBI's taxonomy places the organism in Eukaryota, Dinophyceae, Suessiales, Symbiodiniaceae. The record is from the annotation of a GenBank genome assembly.